Messenger RNA from Colletotrichum karsti, 2763 nucleotides. RefSeq lists its product as uncharacterized. The transcript has 2 exons. The coding region runs from base 1 to 2763 and encodes 920 amino acids. The record is from RefSeq and is a predicted model, not a curated record. NCBI's taxonomy places the organism in Eukaryota, Fungi, Ascomycota, Sordariomycetes, Glomerellales, Glomerellaceae.
AUGAACGAACCACGCAAUAUUGAAGAUCUUCUGCAGUCGGGCUUUUUUACCACCUCGAGGGCCAAGACUCCCAAGCCAUCUGAUACGGAACCUCCCGCCGUUCCACCUCACGUCACCAUCGCCACUCGGAACUAUAACCCAUAUCCCGAGGUCCCUCGUUCUUUCGAUGCGCCGCUGAGAAUUUCCCGUCGCAAAAAUUACCCUCCCAAACCAAGCGUCGAAGAUGAGACCGAAUCGCUUCUCAAAGAACAUGGCAGCGUCGUCGCUGCGGCUGACGACGAGCCUCCCUCGCGGGGUGACUCUGAGCAGCACCCUAUCAUAAUGGAGGUGCACGAAUACAACCCUGAACGCCGCUUCGUCAUAGUGCCAAAGUCUUCCAGCGAAAAAGGAGAUAGCGACUCGUCUGACGACGCCAAAUCGCGGUCUUCCGACAGCUCACGUUCUGUAAAGAGCAGAGCGAACGGCGACUACGCGGCGAACACGACAAGAAAAUACAAGUCGUCUCGACUUGACGAUCAAGACAAAUCAGAGCGGCCCCCGCUCGAGAAGAGGAAGAGCAGACAGGACCUCCCUCGGAUCGAGACAGACAUCAGGGCGGAGGAGCCUCGUACCAGACGGCAUGAGCGAACCAAGUCAGCUACUCGCGUUGAGCAGCAGCCAGCCGAUUACUUCUCGUCUCCAUACGAAAAGCGUCAACCAAAAGAGACCUUGCUCUCUCCCCAGGUGAUCAAACAUGCAACAGGUGGUCGGGAGAAAGUCUACUAUGACUACUCUCAAGCCAGCCGAAAUGGAGCUCCGCGCCCCCAGCGAAGUCACUCGAACCUCGCAGACCAGAGGAGGUUCGACGACAAUUACACAAGGCAGACCUCGUCGAACCCCCCGCCAGCCAGGCGCUCGAACACGAAUGUGGAAUCGGCGAAGGACCCCAGGGACUCGUCGGGGGAAAGACUCAACGAGUCUGCGCGUUAUCAGCGUGAGCGUCCAGUGCCACGCGGUGAGCGACCAGAGAAGAAAGACCCGUCUCCUCCAUACGAGCAAGCGGACCGCGAUCGCGAUCGCCAGUCGAAACGGACACCGACUUACAAGCGCGACUCGCCCCGCCGCCGCGAUGACAGUGGCUCCAGCAGCAGUGAUUAUUCUCACACGCCGCGGACAGCAAACGCUCGGAGAAGGAGGUCUUUUGUCAAACAGGAGGGAAGAGACGUCCUGUUGAGUCCUGAGCAGGCGAGGCCAUCUCAGUCGGUCAGAUCUAGGUCUCGCGCACCGGCUGAGGCAGUCGGGCCUUCCCCGCGGGUUUCUGCGAAGUCUGUGGCCGAGGAUUUCCCUGCUGCGCCCCGCGCUUCGCAAACCUUUCCUAUCGUCAAGGAUUCGAGAGAAAGCGGAGAUGUCAGAGAGAAAACGACUCCUUACCCAGAGGAUGAUUUCUUGCCGAGCACAAGCCGUCUCAACAUUCGCGACCCUGAACCGACCUCGAGAGCUCGUUCGCGCUCUCGUGCGUCGACCUUUAACAACACGGUGGUGAUUCCAGCGGUCAUGCCGUCUAUGCCUGUUCCCGCUGGACCGAGAAGCCCGAAUGAGAAAAGAAGAUCACCAGAAAGGAGACCCAUCCUGCAACCUGCCGCGGUAGUUCCACCAGCGGAGGCGUGGCCCCCAGCCAAGUUUGACCCCGCAAAGAAUACUCUCGCCAUGGAUGGUCCGAGGGGCAGCUAUCGACGAUACUCGCAUGAUGCGGACCGAGGAGGUGUGCCUGACUUUCCUGAUUGCCCUCGGAAGAAUGGCGUUGUCGGCUACACAGACUGGCUAAGUCUGCCAAGAUGCGACAACUUCAACAUCUGCCCUGACUGCUACAAUGGCGUGUUCCUGAACACGGAGUUCCGGAACAGCUUCAUGCCCAUGCUCUUCCGGCCAAUGGACAAGCCGAUAGCUUGUGAUUUCGGCUCGUGUGGCUGGUAUCACAUCGCGUGGCUUUUGACGUUGAAGAAUCGCCACACAGACUUGCGCCUGUUCUACCAGGUUGCCAACGUCGCCAGCAAGGUCACUGGCAGUAGUCAGCCUUGCCCUGGUGAUCGUCGCGUUACCCGUGUCUGGUAUUCGCUCAGAGAUCCGUACACGCAGACCACCAUGCAGUCCUUCACUGUCUGUUUUCAAUGCGCCAAAACGGUCGAAGGGCUGCUCCCAAAUCUGACGGGUGUGUUCGUUACGCUCCAUCCUACAGCGCAGCCGACCAGGGGCACUUGCGCGAUGCACUUCCAUCCCGAUCGAAAGCGCUUCGUGAUGUACUUCGACGCUUUGGAGACGACUUCCGAUGUAGCGCUCGCCACGGCACAGGCACCCAACAUCGCCAAGCUCGUCAAGGACAUUGAGAGUCUCUCUGGAUACACCGAGUGCCACAAAGACAAUCCGGUGUUUGAUCAGAACUGGCAUGUGAUGCAGUUUAUUCCGCAAUUCACCGUUUGUGGUGAUUGUUUCGACGAUGUGGUUGCACCUCAUCUGAAAGAUGGCAACACCAUUGCCAGGAACUUUUAUGUGAAACCUCAGCGUCUUGAGGAUGCGACGUGCCAGCUUUACUCUACUCGAAUGCGAGCAGUUUUCGACAAGGCCUGCCGCCGCAACGACGCAAACUAUUUGGAGAGCAAGGUGAUGGAGCGGCAGCAGAAGUUUAUUGAUACGUACAGGCGGCUCCAGAAGCUGGAGCAGGAAGGGACCGUUUGGGCAAGGGAAGAAGGAAAGCAGAUCCUUCAACAUUGGGAGACAUGGGAGUAA